Molecule: messenger RNA, 915 nt
Organism: Camellia sinensis
Lineage: Eukaryota; Viridiplantae; Streptophyta; Magnoliopsida; Ericales; Theaceae
Product: LOB domain-containing protein 25
Source: RefSeq, a predicted model, not a curated record
UCCAUUCCUUCUCCAUUCACCAAAUUGCUCUUUUGCCUUCCUUUUCUCUCAUCUUCCCAACCUUUUUGACACUACUGUUUCUCUGCACCUAGCUAGGGUUUCUCCUCUGAAUUCAAUAAUCCAACAACAACAGUCCAAAAGAUUCUCAUCUUUUCAAUGGCUGCAGCAUUUUUCUUAACUGGAGAGUCAAAAAACAAUUUUUGAAAGAAGUUACACUAGGUAGACAAGUGAAGAUGGCUUCUUCUUCCAGCUACUCCAACUCUCCUUGUGCUGCCUGCAAGUUCUUGAGGAGAAAAUGCCUGCCAGGCUGCAUCUUUGCACCCUAUUUUCCGCCGGAGGAGCCUCAAAAAUUUGCCAAUGUUCACAAAAUAUUUGGUGCAAGCAAUGUUAGUAAACUCCUAAAUGAGAUCCAACCCCAUCAGAGAGAAGAUGCAGUGAACUCUCUUGCAUACGAAGCCGAGGCACGUAUUAAAGAUCCUGUUUAUGGUUGUGUUGGAGCAAUCUCAGUCCUCCAGAGACAGGUUGUUCGGCUUCAGAAAGAACUUGAUGCCACUAAUGCUGAUCUCAUGCGGUUCACCGGCGGCAAUACUGCGUUCCCUGUGUUUCCGGGGAGUGACGUGGCUAGCCAAAUGGGGACCGGACAAAGGCCGGUCCCUUAUGGAAGAAGGAUGGGUAGUCAUGGUCAUGGAGCUUCUUUUGAUCACAAUUCUGGGCUUUCUUUUCCUUAUAACUCUCCAUGGAAUAAUAACCGUUCAGGAGAUAGUCCUGAGAGAGGCGAUGGAAGCAUGUAAGACGGAAAGUGUUAUUUAGUAGUCUCAAAACACUACUGCAACAUGUGUACGCGAUGCUCUGAUCAAUAAGAUUGUGCAAAAAAGAUGGAUGUGAUUGACUAUGUCUUCCACCCAAUCGAUCACC